GCUUUCUCGGUGCACCAAUGCUUCCGUAACGCGACCCCUCGACACUACGCACCCAUGGCCCCGGUCGAGGAAACAUCUCCGGCGAUCAAAGGGGAUAAAUCGGAUAAGACACGUAAGAAGGAAAAGUCGGAAAAGAAAGGAAAAAAGAAGCGAACUCGCGAGGAUGAUGCCGAAGCUGGCCACGAGACUGGGCGGAAACACAAGCGGUCAAAGAGCACCGUAAAAGAGGAAGAGGAGGCAGAGGACAGCUUCGUCAGGGGACCAUCUCCCGAUCUCUCGGCUGCAGCGCCCGCGAGUGCGAAUGACAGCAGUGCUCCAGACGACGAGACGUCGGCGAAGAAGAAGAAGGGGAAAGAGAAACGCCACAAGAAGCACCGAAGCAAGGCGGAUGACGAAUCAGACCACGAUGCGGUAGCUGAGGUGGACGUGGACUCAACAAAAAAGAGCAAGAAGAAGAAGAAGAAGAGAGAGAGGCAACCAUCGCCCGAUCUCGCAGAGGCGGCGCCGGCAGCAACGCAGGAUAAAGCCGAUCUCAUGGACGUCGAUGCACCAUCCGCUGAGCCUCAGCCGCACCAAUCCACGUCGCGACUACAUCAGCCCCCCGAUGCGCCUUCUGAUCCUCAAUUCCCCUUCUUCACCCAGACUGUCUCGCUUUACCUACCGCUCUACCCCAUAGGAUGGGCAGAACCCCGCACCGCUGCGGCAACGCAACAUCUCGAGCCUAUGUUGAACCGCUACGUCCCGGUGCUCAAGGGCGUGCUUUUGGCUUUCCGAAACGUCAGGGUGUCGGAUCAGCCGGGACGACGGGACGACGGCGACGACGAAGACGACGGCGGCGGCUCGGACAUGGACUCGUGCGAAGUCGCUUCCAUCGACGAGUAUGCUGUCGGCUUCGGCUGGGUGACGGUCGAGGUCGACCUCUUCGUUCCCAAACGCGGCGCCUGGAUGGAAGGCAGCAUCAACCUGCAGAGCGAGGGCCACGUCGGCGUUGUCUGCUGGGGCAAGUUCAACGCCAGCAUCGAGUCGGCUCGCCUGCCGCCCGAGUGGCGCUGGGUGCACCUGGGGUCGGACGAGGCGAACGAGGCCGGCAACAACAACAUGGACGACAGCGUCUCGAACUACACGGCCGAGGAGCAGCACGGCGCCGUGCGCCAGAUUCACGCCACGGGCUACUGGGUCGACGGGACCGGGAGCAAGGUCAAGGGCAGGGUGCGGUUCCGCAUCAAGUCGUUCGAUGUCGGCAUCACUGGCGACCAUGGCUACCUGAGCUUGGAGGGCACGAUGCUGGACGCGGCCGGCGAGGCCGAGGCGGUGCAGCAGGAUGUUCAGCAGGAGCUCCGGCGCAGGCGGGGUAAAUCGGGCGGUAUCCUCGUCAAGGAACGGCGCAUGGUGCCCGAGUUCAGCGUCACCAAGUUUGGACAUGUCGAGGACGAGGAGGAGGCGCUGCGGCAGGACGUGUGGAAGACGACCGAGCCGGCGGCCGAUACCCCAGCGACGAGCACUGUUGCAUUUGCCGGGAUCUCGAACGACGACGCCUAGAAGGCGAAUAGAAAACCCGAGAGACGGGCGCUUUUGUAAUAGGGGCGCAGCGAUGAUGCUUGGUUUGGCUUUUGCUUACUAGAUAUCUCAACCGUUGAGAUGAGGCUGGUUCGGGAUACAAUAUCACAGUGGUUUAUAUUAUGAUGCCUCUAGAUUGCACCGCGACCAUCAAAUUUGUCUUCGCAUCACUUCUCGUCAAGUCGACCAUGCA
Messenger RNA from Sodiomyces alkalinus F11, 1750 nucleotides. RefSeq lists its product as hypothetical. NCBI's taxonomy places the organism in Eukaryota, Fungi, Ascomycota, Sordariomycetes, Glomerellales, Plectosphaerellaceae. The transcript has a single exon. Gene Ontology annotation, cellular component: RNA polymerase I complex. The coding region runs from base 55 to 1539 and encodes 494 amino acids. Gene Ontology annotation, biological process: DNA-templated transcription initiation. The record is from RefSeq and is a predicted model, not a curated record.